Molecule: messenger RNA, 2096 nt
Organism: Sitophilus oryzae (rice weevil)
Lineage: Eukaryota; Metazoa; Arthropoda; Insecta; Coleoptera; Curculionidae
Exons: 2
Coding region: 128-1294 (388 amino acids)
Source: RefSeq, a predicted model, not a curated record
AAGCUUUAAAAUAAAUGAACAGCUUUUGAACAAAAAUAUAAAAUUUUUUAAUCAAUUUAGUAAUGAAACUCUCAAGGAAUUAUUAAAUACGAAAUUCAAAACAACCGUAAAUUCUCAUUUAACAUUGAUGACUCAGUUGUUAGAAGAUUUAGAUGAAGAAUACGAUAUAUUAAUAUCAUCCAUAACCUUAGCUAAACACAACAUAUUACAUCCAAAAGUCAUAAGUCCAAAGGACCUUCUUAACGAAUUAUCUAAUGUUAAACUGGUUAAUGGUUUACACUUUCCUCUCUCAAUAUCUUAUUCUACUAUCCAUAAAUAUUUUGAAAUUAGUAAACUACAAGUUUUACUUUCUGGAACAAUUUUAAUUUUUGGUAUUUCUAUACCACUGGUAGAAGAAUUAAACUAUAAUCUAUUCAAAUUACUUCCUUUACCCGUUUCACAUAGUUCAUCUAACCUUUAUUCUUAUAUUGAACCUACCAUUCCUUAUCUUCUUAUAAGUACUAGUAAGGUAUAUUACGUGGCGAUGCGGGAUCUAUCAACUUGUACGAAGACCACCGAAGAUGAAUACAUAUGUAAGAACUCCCAAGCUAUAAGAGUUCAAGAACAUCCUGUAUGUGAAGUGUUUCUGUAUGUCUCCAUAAUUAAGAAAAUCCCAGAGGAUUGUCUAGCCAAAACAGUAAAAGCAAAUUUUGAAAUAUGGCAUCCCCUAGAGAAGAACACGUGGUUAUUCCUUAUGUCGAAUCCAACACCUUUAACAUUAUCUUGCCAGGAUUCUCAAAUAGAAGAUAUAGAGAUUAAAUCUAGUGGACUUUUAAGUAUUGAACCAUUUUGCAAGGGUUACACUCAAACAAUAACUUUACAAGCUUUCAGUGUGACUACUCGUAAUGUUAGCUACUAUACUCCAGAUUAUAAUAUUGUGCUAGACGACUGUUGUUUGAAGAAGGAAAUUAAACUUAACAUAACCCCAUUAGAUCUUGAGCCAGUGAAGAUAACAAAUUUAAAAUUGGAUGAACUGAACUUCGCUAAUCACAAGCUGAACCAGUUGGACGAUCUUUUAGACAUACAAUUGAAGAAACCAUUUAUUGUGCAACAUUCACACUGGUAUACUGUUGGACUAUCAGCAAUUGGUUCAAUUGUAACGAUCAUCUUAUUGUAUAAUAUUCUAAAAUGGUGUGGACUGUUCAACCUGCUAAGAAGAUUACUAUGCUGUACCAAGGAGCCCAGGACCCUCUCUGAAGGCCCAAUUCGAACAAAUAUUGGAAGAAGAAGCUGGAAGAAGUGGACUCCCAAGUAAUCGUUCAGCCGUGGAAUUUUUAAACUUAAGUGGUCGACGCUCGACUAGAACACCAUCGGUUCAUAUGGACUAAUUAAAGACUAAAAUGUUCAGUGUAUUUUUACUUUUUUUUAUUUUUUUUUCUCAAACUUUUACUCUUAGAAUAGUGUAGUUAUUGUGUGUAUUGUUUAUUGUUUAAUUUGACGAUUUUUGUUCUCUUAAUUUUUUUUGUUAUGGAAAAAAAUUUUCUUAGGGGGGAGGUGUUAUAAUCCCGUCCUCAUUUUAAUCAAAUUUGUAAUAUUAGUUUAGGAAUGUCCCAUCUCUAAUAAAAACCUUCAUACCUUUGAGGUCAUAAACGACCCUACAAUAUAAUUCUAAUUGAUAACUUUAACUAUUACUGUUGGGAAUUUUGAUCAUAAAUUUAUAUAGCUUUCGCAGACGUCUGUCUAUCUGAACAAUGUAAGUUUAGGGCAGUGUCGUCCACUGCUCUGAAUAUUAGAUUAAGGAUAUAUAAAUUGUACUGUACGCCUCUGGCAUUUCUGUAGCUUAGAUAUUAUUUAAGGAACUGCAAGACAGGCCCUCACAUCUCUUUUGCUAAAACCCUGUUUCAGUCACAUACUUCUUUUGCUCAACACUCUUUUACUUUUGCUCUUCAACUCUCUUUUUACUCUUCAACACGUUAUUAUUUUUCACAGUUUCCCUCAGAGUAACUAUUGUAAUUAGUUUAUCAUAAUUAAAGUUAAGUUAUAUUAAAAAACAACAGUGUACAUUAAUUCCACACCCGAAAAGACCCUCAACAAGUUGGCCCUUCUGAAGAGGACCA